AUGGCUAGGAAGAGAAACUCUAGUGGUGAGACCGUGGAAGCUGAUAAAAAUUCUAGUGAGGGAACCAUGGUUUGGGAUCAGAUGGUGAAGGAAGCUGCUGCAACCGCGGCUCUAGGUGGGGCCGUGAGAGCCCGAAAGCGAUUUGUUGGCGUCCGGCAAAGGCCGUCUGGCCGAUGGGUGGCUGAGAUCAAGGACACCAUUCAGAAGAUAAGAGUGUGGUUAGGCACUUUUGAUACAGCUGAGGAAGCAGCCAGGGCCUAUGAUGAGGCUGCUUGCUUGCUGCGUGGUGCCAACACUCGGACAAACUUCUGGCCUUGUUCCUCAUCAUCAUCUUCAUCCCCAGCUCUUCCCUCGAAGAUCACUAACCUCCUCCUCCAAAGACUCAAAACAAGGAAUAGCAGUACUUGCACUGCUUCAUCGGCCACUUUUUCCUUGCCCAUCGGCCAGAAGGAAAAGAAACAAGCAGAAGCGUACAGAGAUGAAGCAACAGAUUUCUCAGAUACCUCAUUCACAGAUUACCUCAAUGAUCCUGAAGAUUACACCAACUUCAACAACAUUAAUGUACCCAGUACUAGUGCAACUGCCGCUAGUCCUGAUUACAUGAACACGAGUUUUGAAUCCUCUUUUACAGAAAAACAAGGCUGUAGAGGGAGAGAAACGGACUUCGACUACAAUUGGAAUCCAAAUGUAGCACAGACCUCUAGCGGUGACGGGAGUUUUGGAGGUGAAGGAGAGGAAGAUGGAGAAGAAGCAGGCACUGAUGUUGGAAUCAUGGAUUUCCGAUUUGUGGAUGAUUCUAUUGGAAACUGUUUCUAUUCCCCAUUUGAGAUUGCCGAAGAGAUUGAGGAACCAGUACUGGAACCAGAGAACUACACUGACGAGCCAUCAAUGCUUAGAGCAGCUAUGAAGAGGAUGAAAUAUGAAAGGAAGUUCUCAGCUUCUCUCUAUGCAUUCAAUGGGAUAUCUGAGUGCUUAAAGUUGAAAAACAGAUCAAGAAAUUUGAAUGGAAGAGGAAUAUCUGACCAAUUAAGCAAUCUACAGAAGGCAUGCAACAACAACAAAAUGGAGAAGAGUGCAGAAGAAGAAGAAGAAGAAUAUGUGGAAAUGAUGGGGAAGAGGGAGGAGGAACCCCCACAAAUUUCAGUUGAAAUGGGAACUUCUUCGGCCUCUUCUUUGAGCAACGAAGGUGAAUGGUCACUUUGGAGCUCCCUGGAUCUUCCAUCUAUCUGCUUUGUUAACUGA
This is a messenger RNA of Juglans microcarpa x Juglans regia, 1242 nucleotides long. Its product is annotated as ethylene-responsive transcription factor ERN1-like. Gene Ontology annotation, biological process: regulation of DNA-templated transcription. The transcript has a single exon. NCBI's taxonomy places the organism in Eukaryota, Viridiplantae, Streptophyta, Magnoliopsida, Fagales, Juglandaceae. Gene Ontology annotation, molecular function: DNA-binding transcription factor activity; DNA binding. The record is from RefSeq and is a predicted model, not a curated record. The coding region runs from base 1 to 1242 and encodes 413 amino acids.